AUGUUCAUUUACAUCUGCGACAAUAAGCACACAACCCCCCGACUCUUCACCCGUUACCCAGUCUCCGUAUGGGGCCUGUGGUUCGCCGUACCCCUUCUCGCCGUCGCCUGCAUCUCCGAAAUAGCCCUCAAACUCGCCGCUCCUAGGGAAAGCAUGUUAGAUGAUUACAUCUCUGAAAGCUGGGUACGGUUCGGCCCGCAAGAGGAGAUAGAGCCAAAGAUGGAACUGUGGCCCUCGUCAAUAACGCAGCAGGAGCUCGUGUUUCAGGUCGUUGCCGCGGGCAUCGCGCUGUUUGAGGCUGUCAUGUUAGCGUUUUUCGUUGCGCGUGUUGUGUGGAGGAAGCCGUUCAACAUGCCGUUCAAAGGAAGAAUCGCCCUCCUCAUCGCCAUGGCCCUCAGCGAACUCCUCGCCCUCACCUCCAUGAUCUUCAUCUUCGUCCUCAACCACAAAUCCGCACGAUUCGACGAAGCCUACGCAUUCCAAGAGGCGAGCAGAGCCGACAAAACCUUCGUCUACGACAAGGGCACCUUCACGACGGAGAUGUGGGCGUGCUCGGUGAAGAGGAUGCACACGUUCGACGCCAGGUUCAGGGGCUUGCCGUCGCAGGCGUGUCGGUACGAGAUGGCGGCCAAGUGGUUGACGGUGGCGAUUGCGGCGUUGCUUCUUUUGGUGUUUGAGCUUGUUUUUAGGGAUCGGGUGGAUGGACGGGGGCUUUUUGCUGUUCCUCGGUUUGGGGCCAGCGCUAGGCCCGGCGGUGCUGCUCCCGAUGGUCUCAACGCUGCGCCUGCCACUGCCAUCCGUUCUACGGAAGACGACGUAGUGAGGCUCGAGCCUCUUUCCGACACUCUCCUCGACUCCAACUAG
This is a messenger RNA of Scedosporium apiospermum, 864 nucleotides long. RefSeq lists its product as uncharacterized. The transcript has 4 exons. The record is from RefSeq and is a predicted model, not a curated record. NCBI's taxonomy places the organism in Eukaryota, Fungi, Ascomycota, Sordariomycetes, Microascales, Microascaceae. Bases 1 to 864 code for a protein of 287 amino acids.